AGGGCUGCUGAUAGUAACAGGAUUCAACUUCUGAUCUCAGGAGCACCAAGUGCGGCUUGAGAAACAGGACAGAAAUGAUUCUAACAUGAUGUGACAAGGACAGAAAGUAUGGUGGGAAAAAAGGAGAGCACUAACUUAGCUAGAGAGUUGGGAGAAUGUUUUCACAUGGAGGUGAUGCACUGGUUUCAAAGAAUGAAGAGGAGUCGUCCAAGUGAAGCGGAGUGGGGAGAAGGAAGGACAUUCUAAGCAGAAGUGCUCACCCCCUGGUUUCCGGGGACCAGUGGGAAAUAUACCAAGAAUAAAUCUCACAAUUUUUUUUCUUUAUCGAUAUUCUCAGGAUAUCCUAAGACGCCUAAAACUAAAUUACCACUUGCGAACACAUUAGAUGCCGGGACUGUGGAGAUUUAAGGGAGUCAUAUUGCUCUGCACCUUGAAGAAGUUGACAGGACUCAUCCACACGGUGAAGUCAGCAGAGCAUUUGAUGCUCCUUCCUUGAGUCCCACCACCCUUCACCUCGGACACCGUUUUCCUUCUAUGUCUGCCCGUUAAGCCGCACCCCAGUGAGAAAAUGAACAACAUUCCAAGACUCAGAGCAGGCUUCAGGGACAGAGAGGAGCCGCAAGAGGGCGCUGCUCCCUUCAGCUUGUGGUUUGACACAAAUUUCAUCUUUCCUUUCCGCACACAUCUCUUUGUUCUGCCUGUGGCCUGAUUUGUAGAGCAGUUUGCCAUGCUUAACACGUGAGUCAAGAUUUUGUAGAAGAUUCUGCCAAAGAAUCAACAACAUAAAGAAAUAUACCUCUCGGUUUGGAUAUCUCUCAACAAAACCUUCUACUGCUUCUCAGCCAGCCAUGCUGUUUGCUUCCUGCUCAGGACUUGUGAUCUUGUUGAUAAUCAGAAGGACCAAUGGAGACUCAGUGACCCAGACAGAAGGUCCAGUUACCCUCCCUGAGAGGGCAGCUCUAACAUUAAACUGCACUUAUCAGACCAGCUAUUCAGCUUUUAUAUUCUGGUAUGUCCAGUAUCCAAACAAAGAGCCUGAGCUCCUCCUGAAAAGUUCAGAAAACCAGGAGACGAACAGCAGAGGUUUUCAGGCCAGUCAUGUCAAGAGUGACAGUUCCUUCCAUCUGGAGAAACCCUCGGUGCAGCUGUCGGACUCUGCCGUGUACUACUGUGUUCUGAGAGACACAGUGGGAGGGACUGCAGCGAGAGCCCAGCACAAACCCCGGGGGCCGCAGGUGGGGCCUGGGUGUCAGCGGCUUUGGGAGGGGGCGUUAUUUUCUGUCUCCAGGGUUCUACCCUGCAGCCUUCCUCCAUGUAAUUCCAGCUCUGAUUCUUUGGUGCCAAGAAGCCAUGGAGAUUUUACAUUACACCACACAGAGGAAUUGGGGGAGGAACAGUCUAAAGCAGAACCUAAGCUCUGUUUUCUAGAAAUGCUUCUGUCCUCAGUCCAGAUGUCUCUUCUUCCCCUCAGAUGGCAUACAUUCCUGAGAAGUGACAUUAACUUGCUAUGUGACAGUUCAGUUGGUCUAUGCUGAAAUACUUCAUAACCUGUCAGUAAAAACUCUAAGGGAAAACAGUUCAUGGACUAAUGAUCACCUUGAAUCUACUCCCUUGUGUUUACAAUGGAGACCAAGGUGGUUUGUCUUGCUGAGUUUCACCUGCAGAAACUCCAUCUCCAUGGACUGCGGCAUUUGUCCUCUCUUGCCUUGACUUUUCCUUCUCUUGUGGUUGCUAAGAAAUUCUGCUACCUGAGUAAGUUCUAUGAGGAGAGUGUGCUGAUGAGAGGCUUUCCUUGUGUUACCAGCACUGUGGUUUCAGAGCAGCCCAGUCAGUAAAGGCUGCAUCCAUGGCAUGUCUUGCCCACACUGUUUACACCUCUCCACACUGAUCUUCCUGUUGGCCUGGCAGCUGUUUAUUGUAACACUAAAUCAUGACCUGGAUUUUUGACUUGAGGAUCUGUGUUAUGAGAAAUUCUGGAUUUGGGACAUUACUUUAAUUUGGGAACUAACAUUUUUAUCAUUGCAUUUAUGCCCAUGAUCCUUCUAAAUUGCAUCAAAUUUAGCAGCCAAGAAAGACUUUAUAAAAAAGAGGUGAAUGAACAUGGAGUUUUGUUCACUGGGACCCGAAAUGGAGAAAAUAAUCUCAUAAUUCUCUAUAUCAAAGAGCAUAAAACAGAAAUGUGGGCCCCUCACCAAAACUCUCAGAAUGUAGCUCACCACGAGAAAUUAUUCCUAAUAUUUGGAGUUCUGUGAGACUUGUUUUUCCUUUUUCUAUCCUGCAUGAUCCUGUGAGUUUUACACAUAAAAAGGUACAGGUUUUUGCAGACC
This is a messenger RNA of Macaca mulatta (Rhesus monkey), 2327 nucleotides long. The record is from RefSeq and is a predicted model, not a curated record. NCBI's taxonomy places the organism in Eukaryota, Metazoa, Chordata, Mammalia, Primates, Cercopithecidae.